Harpia harpyja (harpy eagle) is the source of this 4439-nucleotide messenger RNA. RefSeq names its product chromosome 11 C1orf226 homolog (gene C11H1orf226). The record is from RefSeq and is a predicted model, not a curated record. NCBI's taxonomy places the organism in Eukaryota, Metazoa, Chordata, Aves, Accipitriformes, Accipitridae.
CCUCCUCCCCUGCGGGACCCUUGCUGGUGGUGCCAGCCACAGGCUGCUCAUGGGAGCGAGGUGCCCCAAACAUUGCUGGGAGUAGAGGGGUUUCAGUCUUCCCCUUCAGCCACCGCACAGCGCAGGCUCGUCUCAGGGCUGACCCAACAGCUCGAGGGUGCCGAGGGGUUCCCGGCAUCUGCAGAGCUCCCCACAGAGAUGCAAAGCAGCCCUUUCAGGGGCUCGGGAGAUUUUUGGCUGCUGGGGAAGGAAAAGUCGGGAAGAGCCUCUCUUAAAGGAUGGCAGAAGUGUUGCGUAGGCAAGAGUAGCAGGCAGACGGGGCCGGCUGCUCCUAAACCAAUUUAUUCUGCCGCUGGCAGGAGCGAUGGAGCAGUGCCCUCCCGCGGUGGCUGUCCGGCUGGCGGGGCUACACGGGCACCCUGGGGGCUGCAGCCUCCUGCUCCUUGUGCUCCUUCUGCCACAGGGCCUUGAGCCUGCGGUAGUACACCUUGCAGCUGUAGCCCUCCUGGGAGCUGUGCUGGAUGUGGGCCUUGACCGACCACAGCGUGGGGAAGACGCGGCAGCACGACACGCACUGGUAGCCGUGCUGGGGCACCGGCUGCCACUGGGAAGCGGCGAGGAUGUCCCGGAAUGUGAUACUGGCUCUGCUCCUGGCUGGUCUGUCCCUCUCAGUGGGCUGGAGCUCAUCUGAGGAGCCAGAGGAGGAGCAGAUGAUCUCUGAGAGGUCAUCAGGCUCCUCAUGCUCCUGGGUGCUGGAGGCCAGGCUGGAGGAGAGGCUGCCCAGGUGCUGCUGGGCGGCUCCUUUGGUGCACAUGAAGUAGCUGUAGGGUGAGAACCAGGGCCGGUAGAUGGUGCAGGUGCGGGCAGGCAGCUCGCUGUCCGGCGGGGCUGCGGGGCCACAAGCUGCAGAAGAAAGAGCCUGCAGUGAGUCAGGCAUCCCUGUAAGAGCCCAGCCCGCCAUGGGGUUGGGAGCAGUGCUGGGGACCCUUCCUCUCUGUCUCUGUGGGAUGCAGAGGUGGCUGGCUCUGUCCCAGUACAUCCCCCCGGCAUGGAGGGUACCAUCCCUCCCCCCACGGGACGCAGGGGUAGAGAUGGGCACAGGAUGCUGGUGGGCACUGAGGCAUCAGCACAGCACAAAGCUCACACAGCAGCCCGCUGGAGCCUUCCCACGGAGAGCUGCACUGGCACAGGGGCAGCGAUGGGGGGGGCGAGCUGGUGCUCCUGGGGGCAGCACCCACAGCUUUGAGGAUUCCCGCUGGGAAGACUUGGGGGAGAAACUGGUGUAGCUCAGAGGUGGGGUGUGACCGCAGAACCCUGCCAGGUCCCCAGAAAGCGCCUGCUGCCACAGACCUACCCGGUCCCCUUUCCCCACCCAUGCAGGAGGACAUGCCCUGCCAAAUCCCUCCACGAACUGUCUGCCCGCAGGCCCUUGCUGUGCCGUGGGAGGCUGAGUGGUGCCGUGGCCGGGCCCAGGAGGUGCAAGAGGGAUCCCUCCCCACAGGCAGUGCCGGCUGCUUGCAGCCCCUGCCUGGCUGCAGCUGGUGGGCACCAGGCUCACCGGGCAGGCUGGCAGGGACACAGGGACACAGGGUCUCUGGGCUUCUUGUCCUGGUGCUGCAGGGCACAGCCCCGAUGGAAGCGGUGGGCAGGAUGAAGCUCUCCAUCACCCUUGUGUAGCCGGUGUCUGGCUCCUGUGCCAUGGUACCCAUGCUGUCAUCAGCUGAUGUCACAAAGGGAUGAUGUCACAUGUGUACGGUGCACAGCCGGAUGCUCCUGGGCAGUGGGCUCAGCCCCCGGGAUCUCUGGGGAGCUUGGCCAGCACAAUGGGACAGCCAGCCUGGGCUGAGGGGGUGCCUUGGUGGCGUGGGCAGCGCAGAGCCCAGGCUGUGGGUGCCCCCAGAGACCCCCUGCUGCUUUGCGGGUGCCUGGCUGAUAAGGGCCCCACAUGAGUCCCAUCUUUGCAGGCAGCAUGGCAGUCACUCGGUAUCAGUGGACCAGAGCAUGUUUGAGAACGCCAGCGCGGCACCCACCCCGCGGCCGCGGCACGUCCCCACCACGGCAGGCACCCUGCCACAGCCCUCCCGCCCUGCCGGCAGCCAGCACCUCCGCAACCUGGGCAAGGCCGUGGGGGCCAAGGUGAAUGACCUCCUGCGCCGCAAGGAGCCGGCCGGCCUCCCCAGCGUGGGAGUGAUGGAGGUGAACGCCAGUGCUGGGGCCAUGCUGGGCACGGGACAGCCGGCUAGCGAGGACGGGGCUGUGGGGCUGGAUGCCUUUCCCCGGCUGGACCCCCCGCCCCCCGUUACCAAGAAGCGGACGCCACGCGCCCUGAAGACCCCGCAGGACAUGCUUAUCGCGCCGCAGCCGGCGGGGACCAGCCUGAGGAGCAGCACGGAGGAGCUCCCCGAACCGCCUGCAGCCCACCCUGACCCUGCAGAGGAGCAGCCAGGGAUGAGGGACCUGUCCCCUCCAGAAUGCCCUGGGGUCCCCAGCAUGACCAGCAUCCCAGAGCCCAGUGGGGACCAGCCCACCGGUGCCCUCCCUGUGCCUGACCUCAUCCAUAAGGGCAGCCUAGAGAGCCAGUGGCGAGCGGGCGAGAGGGCUACCGAGACCUCACCCCUCAUGGAGAAGCCCCCCCGGAGACCAGGGCUGGAGCACGAGCCACCGGGGAUCAUGGCGCAGCCAGACCCACGUACGCCCAGCUGGGAGGUGGAGGGGCCCCAUCCUGACCUACUGUCCUUUGAGUAGCAACCGGGGAGCAGCGACAGGGGCACCGUGGGGGCUGGCUCUCCCAAACAUGUCUCUCACUGCUACUUGCCGGUUUUGGGGUCAUUAUUUUGGAGAUGGAGCCCUGGGGUGGCAGGAGCCAUUGCUGUCCCAGCGUGGUAUGUGGGGAUCCAUGACACCCCACUUCUCCCCAAAUUCCCAGGGGGAAUUAGCCUGUCCUGCCAUGGCUUCUGCAGCCCCAUCCCGGGCCUAUUCACCCUGGUCAGUGCAAAGCUCCCGUCCCACCAUGGUGCCACCAUUCUGUACACAGCCUGGGGCCAUGCUGAGCUGGGGACCAAGGGCGGGCUCGCUCAGCAGCCCAGGUCCUUGUGUGUGGGUGCAGAAGCACCAGCCUGCCCCCAACCCCAUCAGCUCUGCCAGGGCAAGGGUCCCACGAGCGUCCCACACUGUUCCCCACAUUUGCCCUGGCUGCCCUGGUCCAGAGGAUUUCCCAGCUUAUGCCAUGUGCUUGCUGAGACGCCCCAUGCUGGGGUGCCCGCAGCCUCACCCAGCCCUAGUGCCUAGUGCCAAGGAGCUGGGAUGGCAGAUGUGCCUAGGACCUUCUCCAGGUGCCAACCCCUUGGUGUUAGUCUGCCCAGUGCCAUCUCUUUGCAGUGGAGCCCCAGCUACGGGAGACCCGCUCGUGGCACAGGCUCUGGUGGGGAGCAGGGCUGGAUGCCUGAGGCCACACAGCUGCUGGCCAGUGGGCUCUGGCAGGGAGCCGAGCUCCCCAUCAGACCUCCCUCCAGCUCCCGCUUGUUUCCUGGUCUCGCCCCAGCCACCACGGACCAGACCGACCUGCCCAGGCAGGCAGCCAACUCCGUGUGGGCCAGCAUCACCGCUCCUUUAUUUCCUGGGACGGUGACGUCUUUGCGAGACUGGGACACAAGAAGCCACGUGGUCCUUUUAUACUGCUCUAUGAUUGUUUCUCCAUGAAUUACAGGAGAGGUUAGCCAGCCUGUGGACCCCUGGGCCGGUGCAAGGAAGCAGCUGCAAGAUGGCACUUUUUGCUUAGAGCUUUUUGCUUAGUGCAUCCUCACCACAAAGGUGUUUUUGCGAGGAAGAGCUCCAAAGACCAAAUUUGGUCUGGAGGAGGCUAGGGGCUCAUGGAUGGGGCUGCUCCUGGGCCACACAGGGUGGUUGGGCUGAAGAAAUGUCUUCCACCACCCAAAGCCAUGUUGUGGUCCUGCUGAAGGAAGGAGGCCGUGAGCGUGGAUCCCUUUGCCCUGGGAGCAGCCACCGUGCCUCCUUGCCCGUCGGCGUGGUGGGUGCCAUGGCGGCACCGGGGCUCUGCAGCGCUCAGCCCUGGGAAGGCUCCGCUGAAGAGCGAAGGAGAUGCCAGAGAUGCACAGAGCCUGCGGGCAGCUGGCGGUCGGUGCUGAGGUAUAACACACCCUGCGUAUAAUGUGAUUAGGCCGUGCAUGGCCAAUGCGACCCCACAAACAGAAAUCUAUAUGAGUAUGUAUAUGUGUAUGCUGCCUAGACCUACGUUGCGUUGUAUAUUUUGAUGGAAACAAGGGCUUGUAGCCCUGCUUUGAGGAACCAGCAUCUUCCAACCCUGUCGAUCACAAGGGAACCUCACUGCUGGUCCAGUCCCUCUAUUUAUGUUGUCUAGGGUGUGUGUGUAGUUUGGGACAAAAGAUGCAGAUUGCACAAUAAAUUUUUUUUCUUUUUUA